Aegilops tauschii subsp. strangulata is the source of this 1842-nucleotide messenger RNA. Its product is annotated as short-chain dehydrogenase TIC 32, chloroplastic. The record is from RefSeq and is a predicted model, not a curated record. Lineage: Eukaryota; Viridiplantae; Streptophyta; Magnoliopsida; Poales; Poaceae.
AUGCAUUUCGUCUUGAUGUCGAUAUUACAACGUCGGAAUCGGAGUCGAAUCAUUAGCCCGUCCGAACUUGUUGCGCUGUUGCUGCUGCCUGCUGGCCGACUGAUGUGGUGGUUCUACCGCAAGGGCCCCUCGGGCUUCGCCGGCGCCUCCACGGCCGAGGAGGUCACCGCCGGCAUCGACGGCCGCGGCUUGGUCGCCGUCAUCACUGGUGCGUCGAGAGGAAUCGGGCGGGAGACGGCGCGCGUGCUGGCGCUGCGGGGCGUGCGCGUCGUCAUGGCCGUCCGCGACGUCUCCGCGGGGGCCAGGGCCAAGGAGGCCAUCCAGGCCGAGAUCCGCGGCGGCGCGGAGGUGGACGUGCUGCAGCUGGACCUCAGCUCCAUGGCUUCCGUCGGGAGAUUCGCCGCGGAGUUCGCCUCCCUCAACCUGCCCCUCAACAUCCUCAUCAACAACGCCGGAGUCAUGGCGAGGGAUUGCAACCGUUCCUGCGACGGCCUGGAGCUGCACUUCGCCACGAACCACAUCGGGCAUUUCCUUCUGACAAACCUGCUGCUGGAGAACAUGAAGAGCGCGUGCCGGGACAGCGGCGUCCAAGGAAGGAUCGUUAACGUGUCAUCUUCGGGGCAUAUCAUGACCUACCCCCAAGGGAUAUGCUUCGACAAAGUACAUGAUCCUUCAGGGUUCAACAGCCUCAUUGCUUAUGGCCAGUCCAAGCUUGCAAACAUUCUCCACAUGAAUGAGCUGUCCCGGAUUCUCAAGGAUGAAGGGGUCAACAUUUCAGCUAACACGGUCCAUCCGGGCGUCAUCGUGACAAGCCUUUUCAGGAACAGGACCAUUGUGAGCGCUCUCAUGAACACAGUUGGGAGAAUCAUAAGUAGAAGCGUUGAACAGGGUGCUGCAACGACAUGUUAUGUGGCGAUGCACCCUCAAGUCCAGGGGAUAACUGGUAAAUACUUCGGCAAUUGUAAUAUUGCCAACCCAAGCUCGCAAGCUGUAGAUGCAGAAUUGGCCAAGAAGCUGUGGAACUUCAGCUUGCAGAUGUGCCGGUUUCAGAUUAAAUGAUUGUCCGGUAUACGCUCUCAUUUCUGCUACUUUUAUGUUCGACUGCUUAGACCAAGACGACAGAAGCACAAGACUUCAAAGUGUUGGUUGGUAUAUCAGAGUGCGGUUGUGUCGUGCCGCCGUGGUGCUUAUACGGUCACAGUAAGUAGUGAAGAUUAGAUCAUGAGAGUUAAUGUUUUGCUUAAACGUAGAUACUGUCUGUUGUAAUUAUCAAUUUCUGUUGGUAUUAUUUUUGGUAUAGAAGUCUUCACAAAAUUCGACGCCUUGAUUGAUCCUCUGCUAGCGUAGAACAAAUGUGAAAGUAGUUUUAAUCUCCAUGUAAGUAGUCAUGUCCAAUCCAUAUUUAAGAAUCUUUACAGUUCUCAUCAGUUUGUGCUCUUCCCUAAAUCUGCCUCAACUUCUUCACCGGUUGCACCAUUGGAAGUGUCAUGAGAAGCAAUUGCCCACUUCAAUGCGGGUCCACAACAGAACGAAGAAUGAAAGCCAUGCCUCGAGUAGAAAGAUCGAGAAGCAACCAGUCCACUGGAAGCAACAUACUUUGCUGGUGAACCAAAAGUGAAGAAGUUCUUUGUGUUAAAUACCUUCUUUGCAAGCCAUGGCCCCACAAUGGACGCUUCAAAUUACACCCUAGCACUCCAAUCCCACAAGCUCUGUAUAAUACUUUUCCCCAAGCGAUGGUGUAGUGGAUUUGGAAUUGUAACCAAGCAUCCUGGCUAUACCCGAUUCAACACUAGAGCAUGUAGCCGAUCUUGGAUAUUGCAAUUAUUUUAUCCAUUUUGUGAA